This is a messenger RNA of Alnus glutinosa, 743 nucleotides long. Its product is annotated as EG45-like domain containing protein. Bases 78 to 482 code for a protein of 134 amino acids. Lineage: Eukaryota; Viridiplantae; Streptophyta; Magnoliopsida; Fagales; Betulaceae. Gene Ontology annotation, biological process: systemic acquired resistance. The record is from RefSeq and is a predicted model, not a curated record. Gene Ontology annotation, cellular component: apoplast; cell wall. The transcript is spliced from 3 exons.
ACCACAAAGGAGUUUCAUUAUAUAUAGCUAGCUAUAUAUAUAUAUAUUUAUCCUUAAGCAUCUCUAAGGGAAAAAGAAUGGGAAUAAAUGCUCAAGUUCUGAUUACCUUUGGCACCAUCAUAUGUUUUGCUUCAACCUCAUAUACUUACCAAGGGACUGCCAGCUUCUACAAGCCUCCUUACUUUCCCUCUGCAUGUAAUGGAUAUAGAGAUGAUGGUAUUUUUAUAGCCGGAGCAAGUGAUGCUCUAUGGAAAAAUGGGGCAGCAUGUGGGAAAGAUUACUUGGUGUACUGUACUGGUGCCACAAACCAAGCACCACAACCUUGUACAUCCAACGAUGUUGUGGUCAGAAUUGUUGAUUAUUGUCCCAAAGGAUGCCGCGGAACUAUUAAUCUUUCAGAAGAUGCUUUCUCUAUGAUUGCUAAUCUCAGUGCUGGAGUAAUUAAGGUUGACUAUGCAGAGUACUACAGAAAGUGGCCGUAAGAAUUACGAUCGAAGGACUAUUAAUGGCAAAUUAUGAUUAUACUGAAAUCACGAUGGCGAUCAUUUUCUUGCCUUUGAUGAUACCGAAUAUAGCGUGCAGAUGGCCAAGAAGCUUGGCUAAUUCUCAGCAUUUUUAUCUUUCUUUUCUGUGUUCUGCUGGUUGGAAUAUUGGACUUCCUAUGUAUGUUAGGCGCUCUUUUGCUUUUAAAGGAUUUGUAAAUAAUUAAUGCUAGAAACUAUAUAUAUAUUUUUAUCCUACAA